AUGAAUUUUGCAAAAGAAGUUAACGCUACCGUGAUGAUACCAGAACAUAGAUUCUACGGUAAAAGUGUUCCUAACGACGAUAUGAGUGUAGAGAACUUGGCUUACUUAAGUUCGACGCAAGCUCUUGCCGAUUUGAAAAACUUCAUAGAAUAUAUAAAGCGUGAAGAUCUUUAUAAAAAUAGCAAAGUCGUUGUCUUCGGCGGUUCAUACUCAGGAAAUCUAGCCGCCUGGGCGAGGAUGUUGUAUCCCGAUUUAGUAGACGCAGCCCUAUCAAGUAGUGCUCCCCUGUUAGCUAAGUCAGAUUUUUAUGAAUACCUUGAGGUAGUUGGUGAUCUUUUCAAGAAAUAUGGAUCUUCUGCUUGCUAUGAGAAAGUAGCUGAAAUUUUCCAACGCUACGAAAAGUUACUAAAAUCUGACGAGGGAAUUGAACAGCUUAAAAAAGAACAUAAAAUUUGCAAAGGGACUGAUAUGAAGGUCCUGGAAAACCAACAUACCUUUUUUUACUAUAUCUUAACAUAUUUUACAUCUAUGGUACAAAAUCCAACACAGAUACAACAUAACUGUAAUCAUAUCAUCACUUCAAAUAGUAUUCAUGAUUGGAAGUGGAACAAGCAAUUGCAGUUUGAAAAUUCACAUCCCAUUUGUUUUAACUAUGACUUUGCCGAUAUGAUUGAAGAUAUAAAAGAACAUUUUUAUUUCAAACCAUGGCUUUAUCAGACUUGUACCGAAUUUGGUUAUAUGCAAUCCACUUCAUCGAAUAAUCAUCCUUUUACAAAUAACUUACCGGUUUCAUUCUAUUAUAAAAUGUGUACAGACGUAUUUGGCCCAGAAUUUGAUCAGGCACGUAUAGAAGAUGGUGUUAAGAAAACCAACGAAAAAUAUGGUGGCCGGACGCCAAAUGUGGACAGAGUAGUUUUCGUUAACGGAGACAUGGACCCAUGGCACAAACUUGGUGUUUUGACAGAUCUUUCAGAUGAAGCUCCGGCCAGGGUCAUACCAGAUGCGGGUCAUUGUUCAGACCUCUGGUUUUUCGAUGACGACGAUAAAUCCGAAAAGGUUGCAGAGGUCAGAGAGUUUACGAUGAAGAAACUAAAGGAAUGGAUUGGAAUGUAAAAUACUCUCUUUAUUAAGAUUGUUGUGUA
Molecule: messenger RNA, 1142 nt
Organism: Ostrinia furnacalis (Asian corn borer)
Lineage: Eukaryota; Metazoa; Arthropoda; Insecta; Lepidoptera; Crambidae
Product: putative serine protease K12H4.7
Exons: 1
Coding region: 1-1113 (370 amino acids)
Biological process (GO): proteolysis
Molecular function (GO): dipeptidyl-peptidase activity; serine-type exopeptidase activity
Source: RefSeq, a predicted model, not a curated record